Molecule: messenger RNA, 4394 nt
Organism: Patiria miniata (bat star)
Lineage: Eukaryota; Metazoa; Echinodermata; Asteroidea; Valvatida; Asterinidae
Product: transforming acidic coiled-coil-containing protein 3-like
Exons: 23
Coding region: 24-3650 (1208 amino acids)
Biological process (GO): cerebral cortex development; mitotic spindle organization; cell population proliferation
Cellular component (GO): cytoplasm
Source: RefSeq, a predicted model, not a curated record
CUGAUUUUAACCCACCAACCGCAAUGGUCAUGUCAGUCAUGGGUGAUGUGAACUCUCAUGAGGAGGGACGGCAGUCCACAGAGGAAGACAUCCCUCACUCACCGCAGCGCGGACCAAAGGGGCGAUAUACCGACGUCCAAAGGCUCAACUACACCACUGUUGAGAGUAUCAACUUCAACAGGGACCAUAAGCAUAAGCAGGCCCAACGAUCACUCUCACUACCGGCUAUCUCAGUUGGGGACCAUGGUUUAGGUCAAGCGUCGGCCAAUCAGUCUUCAGGAACUAGUGUGGAUCAGAGCGGUCAACUUAUUAGAGAUGUGUCUCAGACCAGACCUCGUUUCAUGAGUGUCCAAGAAGCGUUAAAGGAAGACGAGUGGAGCUGUAACAUCAACACACCGUCGGUUUGUGGCGAGGCUGAUGGUAAACCACAUGAGUACACAACCUUUGGUGUUGUAGAUGCUUUCCCUGAACAGGUACUUUCCAGAGAGAACCAGUUUGAACCCGCUCUGGCCGGUCCGUAUCACCAGAUCGAAGCUAACCAGUAUGAAUUGGCAUCGGAAACUCCUUACAGUGCAGCAUCACAGUUUAAAGAAGAGGACAGUGUUUUUCCAAAUGCUGCCAUUGAUGAAGAUGGAGGUUUUCCCAUUGGAGGUUUGAAGGAGCAAGAUGUCUUGGAAGUGUUGCAGGCUCUUGGAGCUGACACCGAUGAGGAUCCGUUUGACAGUCCUCUCUCCUCAUUACCCAACGAGUCUGAGAUGUUCAAGGCAGAGCAAUCAUUGACCACAGAAGCCGAGCUACGUGAUCUUCACGUCAACGACAACGAGCUGCGAUUCUUAGAGAAGGCACUGGAUGUUGAGGGCAGUCACAUGCAGGAAGUAGCCAAUCACUGCGAGGCUUUGCCAGCAUCCAUGCUGCUACCGUCAGAGCCACGAAGCUGGGAGCCACACGACGUGUUCCGUGACAGAACCAUGCUGCCUGGCUCUGGCCAAGAUAGUGAGAUGCAGCCUGAGGUGACCUUCGAGACCCCGGCUCGUGCCCCGGUCACCCCAUCGCACCCAGCAGCCAAUCAGGAAGCUUGGGAUAUCCUACGACAGCUGGACGAGGAAGAACGUUGGACUGACCGUGUGCAGGUCGUCACUCGUCAGGACCACGAGGAGUACACACAGUUUGCUCGUGAAUUCCUGGAGGAAAUCAUUGAGAAUUUGCCAUUCAGAGAGUCACCAGUGUCCCCAGCAGUGCUUGGAGAAGUCACCUCGUCCUCUGAAGAAUCUGCUCCAGCUGGAGGAGAUAAAGCAGUAGACUCUGGAAGUUUCUUGGAAAUACAGAGGGAGGAAGAACAGAAAGAGAACCUGCCUCCACCUGCUCCAGAGCAGACCUCCAAAAUGGAGGAAGCUAUCCCUAAGACAGGGAAAAGCAUCUACGAGAUGAGCGAAGAAGACGUGAAGAAUAUGAAUCCUUUCAAGACAGGGUCCGGUCUGCAGAACUCGCCCCCGCUGCCGGCUAGCAAGAAGUCACCCGCACCAGAGUUUAAUUACGAUGGCAUCAAGGACCCGUUUGGGUCGUCCAGUAAAAUGCAAAACUCACCCAAAAGGUCGCCGCAGAACGCCGUCCACAACACAAGUGAUGAGAUAAACUUUGACGACGUUCAGGAUCCUUUUGCACCUAAGAAUCAAAUGCACAACUCUCCUCUUGCGUCGCCCAAGCAUACGACCAAUGAUAAGAGUUCUGAUUUGCUCUUCGAUGAUGACAUAGACCCCUUCAAGUCCAAGAACCAAGUUCCAAAUUCACCUCAAAUUUCUCCCCAAAAUGCUGCAAACAACAACAGCUCGGAUAUCAAUUUCGAUGAGAUCACAGACCCGUUUGCUACCACAAGACAAAUUCCAAAUUCCCCUAAGACGUUGCCCAGGAACAUGGUGGAUGAUGUGUCGAAUUCAGAGGUCAACUACGGUGAAAUUCAAGACCCAUUUUCCUCCAAGAAAACACUGCCGAAUUCCCCUGAUGCCUCGCCUAAGAAUGCCACCAGGAAAGCAAGAUCAACACCGAAGAGCCGCACCCCGAACAAAUCAUCUAAGAAGUCUCCGUCGCCAAAAUCUAGUCCGUCUAACUCCUCAGUCAGCAAGAGUAACGAUUCCCUGACUGCUGAAGGCGACAGCGGUGAUGGCCUGACAGCUCAGAAACCCACGCUUGAAGUCACGCCAUUACCCAGAGAAGACGACAUGGGGGUUUACCCUGAGACGAGCAAGACGGACAAGAACUAUGAACAGUUUAUGGCAUCCGAGGAGUUUGUACUAGCCCCUGAAGAAGUUGAGAAAUCAUCAGGAGUCAAUCAGGGUGACCAGCUGGGAGAUGAGGACUUCAGACCAGCCGAAGAAGGCCUUUCUGUACGAGGCCUACAAAGGGAUAUUAGCUUUGAGGAGAUGGAAUUCCGCUUAGCGGAGGAAGCUGUCGCUCGUGGUCACAGCCAGCUCCUUGCAUUCACCAGACUUCAUGGCCUUUCCUUCUCAGAAGUGUUUGCCAGUGCAGAUCCCGCUGCAUUCGACGUCGACUUCCUGGAAAAGGCUGGCGGCUCGAGUACGUUUCAGGAGUCGGCACUCGCAAGGCAGUCACUCUAUGUGAAGUUUGACCCGUUAGUCAAUGCACCUGCUGGUGGUGGUGGUCCUAAGAGUUUACUACCAACUGUCUCAGAACCCAUGAUACAGGAGGAUGACGAGGACCUCCUACAAAUGCAAACUCCGCCCAUUAUAGGGAGCACCAGACAAGCAUCCAAGAUGCGAGAGAAAGCUAUGAUGCAGGGUGCUGGCAAGGCUAACGCUGAGGGGCGGGGCAAUGUAACGGAGGGGGUGGAUAGCCUACUUGCAUUCAGCCCUCCUAGAAAUCAGGAAUCUCAGGGUACUGAUGACGUGGAUGGUGAUGAACCCAAGCCAUCUCCUUCAUUAGGUCUUGAAGCAGAGGAUGAAGGAAUAGUUCAGCUUUUACGGUACUCACAAGCGGACUUGGAUGCUGCAAUCAAGGAAGCUAUCAAAACCGUACAGAAACAGAACAACAAGGAAAUCAGCCAGUACAAGAAGAAACUUGAAGAAAAAGAGCAAACGAUUGCAGCGCAUAAUGCUAAGCAACAGGAAACUGAUAAAACCACUGAAAACCUCAGUGCCCUGGUGACACAAUAUGAGAAAGCAAUGCAACAGAUGAUGGGUGAUAUCAACAAAGCCAAAGACACUUCUCAAGAAUCGGUAGCAAGUAUCGUGAAAGAGAAAGAGCAAGCGUUGGAAGAUCUGGCCUCGGUGGAGAAUGCCUUCAGUGAUCUGCAUCGACGAUACGAGAAACUCAAACAGACGGUGGAGAGCUAUAAAAAGAAUGAAGAAGUUCUGAAGAAGUGUGUGGCUGAUUACCAGGCCAAACUCAAGAAACAAGAGCAGAGAUACCAGACAUUGAAAACACAUGCAGAGGAGAAGAUUGAAAAGGCCAACAGUCAGAUUGAGUUGGUCAAGAAGAGUUAUGAAGGUGAGCUGGGUGCACUACAAGCCGCUGUCAAGAGGGAGACCAUGAAGGUGGAUAGCAUGGAGCAGACUAUCGAACAGAAGACGAAAGAGAACGCGGAGCUGACCAAUAUCUGUGAUGAACUCAUUGCCAAGAUUGCUGAUAAUAAAUAAAAGCCGUCGAAAUUGACCAUCAGAUAUAAACAUUAACAGCUAGUGGGGCAGCGACGUGCACAGUUGACGUACAGUGACGUAUCAGACUUGGAGCAAGUGUUGCUGGCAACUUUCUCCACUCACCUCUUGAUGCAGGGGACAAUGUACUGGCAAAAUCUCAUCACAUUGAUUAAGAUUCCUCCACCAACCUUUUUCUAAUUAUGAGAAUUGUCUACAUCAUUGUUAAUUUCUACAUCUCUCCUCAUUUCAUGCGGAACCUUUACUUUAAAAUUUCACCAGGAAGGGUUUUGGACGGCACUAAAGUUUGUCAAUGCCUGUCCAAACCUUAUAUCACCAUAGAUUGAAAGUAUAGUCAUACGGAUGUUAUCCAGCCAUUUAACAUAUUUUCCUGCACAAAUGUUGAUAAGUCACAUUUUUAAUACAUGUACCUUAACCCAUUAGUACUUGUACUACAUUGUAUUACAUUGUGUUUAUUCACUGAAGAAUCAAUGAAACCAUAGAGUGCUAGGAGGUUUCAGGCACUAUGGGCGCUACAGUGACAAAAGGGUUGAGCACAUUAAGAUCCCUGAAGAAGUUCAGGAUUUCUACAUGUGACAGCUGAAAAUUGAUGACAGUCCUACUUUAUCUUGUUCCAGUUCUCAUUUGAUUCACCCUUUUGAGUACCGUUGUCACAUGAAAAUCCGACUCCUAUGAAAAUCGGACCCCUUUUUCCCUUUUAUUGGUUAAUCCCUCGCACGUGACAGG